AUGUCCAAGACAAAUGCUAAAGCAUCUUCUUCAAAAACCAUCGAAGAAACUUAUAUUAAAUUAACUCCAAUUGAACAUGUACUAAAGAGACCAGAUACUUAUGUUGGUUCUGUUGAAGUUAUAACUGAAAAACUAUGGAUAUAUAAUGUCAAAGAUGAUAAACUAGAAUAUAAAGAAAUUACUUAUGUCCCAGCAUUUUUCAAAAUUUUUGAUGAAAUUCUUGUUAAUGCUGCCGAUAAUAAGAUCAGAGAUUCUUCAAUGAGUAUAAUAAAAGUUAAGAUUGAUAAAGAAUUAGGAAAGAUUUCUGUAUACAAUAAUGGUAAAGGCAUUCCAAUAGAAAUUCAUAAAGAAUUAAAUGUAUAUGUACCAGAAAUGUUAUUUGGUCAGCUUAUGACAUCAUCAAAUUAUGAUGAUAAUGAGAAGAAAGUUACUGGUGGUAGAAAUGGUCUUGGUGCAAAAUCUGCAAAUAUUUUCAGCACCCAAUUCACUGUAGAAACAACUGAUACAACACAAAAAAGAAUAUAUACACAAUUAUUUCAUAAUAAUAUGACACAAACUGAUAAACCAAAGAUCAUCAGUUAUGACGGGAAAGAAGAAUACACCAUGAUAUCAUUUAUUCCUGACUUUGAGAAAUUUGGAAUGACUGAAUUAACUGAUGAUAUCAUUGCUUUGUUGAGUAAGCGUGUAUUUGAUAUGGCUGGAACAGUAAAAGAUGUUAAAGUCUUUCUUAAUUAUAAACGUAUCCAAGUAAAAAAUUUUAAAGAAUAUGUUCAAAUGUAUUUGAAAUCAGUUAAUGCAGCUGGUGCGUCAUCAAGAACUACGGUAGUGCAUGAACAUUUUAAUGACCGUUGGGAGGUCAGUGUCACUCCUAGCGUUGAAGGUCAAUUCCAACAAGUGAGUUUUGUAAAUAGUAUUUGUACAUCUAAAGGUGGUACUCAUGUUAAACAUGUUAUCGAUCAAAUAGUUAAUAAACUUACUGAACACAUCGAAAAGAAAAAUAAGGGUGUUAAAGUUAAGCCAUUCCAAAUAAAAAAUCACAUCUGGAUAUUCAUUAAUUGUUUAAUUGAAAAUCCUGCAUUUGACUCUCAAACAAAAGAAAACAUGACAUUAAAACAAAGUUCGUAUGGAUCAAAAUGUAUAAUUGAUGAUGAUUUUAUAAAAAAAGGUAAAAUACUUUUUUUUGUUUGGCAAAAAUCUGAUAAUAAAUAA
Messenger RNA from Entrophospora sp. SA101, 1209 nucleotides. The record is from the annotation of a GenBank genome assembly. Lineage: Eukaryota; Fungi; Glomeromycota; Glomeromycetes; Entrophosporales; Entrophosporaceae.